UACUUGCUCGCGGUGUGAUUGCGCGCGCGCUAAUUAUGUGCUACGACGUUGAGACCAGUGACCGGGACAGUGACUGAUACGGCCUCGAUUUUUGGAUGUACCAGCAGAAUCCCGCCCAAGGACGCGCAAGAUGCUGAAGUGGACGGUUUCGAGAUCGUUGUCAGCGAACAGCUCGACGCCUCACGGCCCGCCUAGCCUGAACAAGGCGCCCCGCAGACCUUUUCGGGACUUGUCGAACACGCCUCCCGCAGCUGGGACCAAGACCAGGAACAUACCUAGCCAGGCCGACGAGAACGUCGCGGCGAGGACCACGCCGGCUCGCAGGAGGAGAUGCAGGAGCCACGGAAGCGAUUUGAGAACCUACUUUCAGGCAACGAAGCCUAAUCUGCGGCCGACGAAACGUCAGUCGAUGUCACGGCAGCCGGAGAAAUCAUCGGUCACGGAGAGCUUCUAUCAGAGCACGCCGCGGGUCGACGCCGACAUUGGCCCGCUGACGCUGUUCCCCGCCGGCAGCAAAUGCCCGACGGCUCUGACCCUGCCAACCGAUCCCGCGCUUUUUAUGAAGAGCAGAGCGAAAAACUUCCAGAGCGACAACGAGCUGCCGCAGAACAUCGUGAACGAGGCCAGGGCGAACCUGCAGUCGCACGUCUCGGACUUCUUCCAGCAGAUCUCGAUGGCCACCAGCCCGGAGGACGUGAUGGAGUCCGACUCCGUUCCCCUGGCGAAGAACAGGCUCUACUCCCCUAGCGGCGAGGCCAAGCCGAAGCUGCCCGGCUCCGUGAAGACCGCUUAUCUGCCGAAACUGGCGAGGAUCACGAAGAUCCACGCGCGAUGCAAGACGCCCUACCACACCAAGAACGCCGCGGCCGUCAGUCCUUUCAAAGCCAAGAGUCACGGCCAAACGCCGCUGGCUGGGAAACUCUCGCACUUGGCCAUCGACCAGGAUCUGCCUAAAUUCGAAAAUAUGGACAACACCGUGACGGAGGUCCUCAACAGGGAGCAGGAGAUGAAUUUCACGGGGAAAACCGUGGCGGAGAUCCUGCUGGGGGACGCGGAGGAGAGGAAGAAGGUGUUGGAAGGAAGCCGCGAGGAGGAGAACCUCACGAAAUCGGACCACACGUACGAGACGAUCGUCGAGCAAGAGGAGAACGCGGAGGACGAGUCGGCCCGCCACAACGACAGCUCGGUCUCCUCGGCUAGUCAGCUCCUGGAGGACCCGUCCCCCAUGUCCUGGGCGUUCUCUUCUCCGCCCGACGAGCUGGACGGCGAGUUCACGUUGAAGAGGCAGCGGGGCAUCCGGAGGAAGCGGCAUCGCAAGGACAACGAGAAGAUGUACGAGGGCAAGCGAGCGAAGAGGCGGCUGUCCAGCCACAGUCCCUCGACCAGCGGCCAGCCACCGCUGUCCCAGGACACCCUGGUGGAAGCUGUGAAUCCCAACGUGAAGAAGCUCGCCCUGGAAACCGACCUGGACUCGACUCUGGACGAGAAAUGCGCGUUCGCGCCGAAAGAGCUGUUCGGCGGCCUCGACGAGCCGCCCAAGGACGAGGAGCUCGGCAGGAAAGCUAGCUCCUGGGAGCUGGACAGCCCGAAGUCGACGGUCACCGACGACUUUCACAGCUCGAAAUCCUUGCUGAACUCGGUGUCGAACACGCCGGAGGCACCGCUGGUCGCGACCGUCAGGAGAUGCUUGAAAUUCAGCCCGGAGAGCGAGCCGCCGCGGCCGAACUGCCACGGCUCGAUCGAGAUCGAGUACUCCGUUGCGGGCGAUCAGAUACACGUCAGAGUGAUACGGUGCAAGGACCUCAGGAGGGCAUACGAGGGCCCGGUCCACGCUUACGUGAAGGCGAGCCUGAAGAACACGAACGGCGAGGGGGUGGUGAAGAGGACAGCGGUGCACAGGGCCACGCCGAAUCCCGUUUUCCACGAGACCUUGAUACUGCCCUGUCCGGCGAGCAACAAUCACUGCGCCAGCAAGCCUACGUCCCUGGACAUCGCGGUGUGGCACAGGGAUCGUCGCGCAAGACGUAGCGAACUGCUGGGCUGCAUGACUCUGCCUCUACCGCUAUCGCAGGACAAGGAAGCGACAUGGCAUCCGCUAGAACCAGGAACCGGACGAAACACGAGCAGUCUGUACGCGGGCAUGCCGCAGGAUUGCGGAGUCUCGCCGCCCCUGUCCAAGGACGGGGAACCAGAUAAUAAUAAUUCGGGAGGCGAGAACUUGACGUAUCUGAGGCACCUCGAAUUGGAACCGAUCGAUCCUUUGACCGGUUUACCGCUGCACCCGGGGUUCACGGCCAGAGGCGGCAGGACACCUUGCACCGUCACGAGGAGACUGAUCAGACAGACGACAGCUAACCAGGUGCCAUGGGGAUUCUCGUUGUCCUGGGGAAGGCCGCCCCGCGUGGAGCGCGUGGACCCCGGCAGCCCGGCGGAGCGGUCCGGCCUGAGGCCAGGUGACCACGUAGUCUUCGUGGACACGACGAACGUGGUGACGCGGCCGCGGGAGGAGAUCCUCGGCUUGAUCCAGGCGGCCACGAAUCAGCUGAUUCUCGAGGUCUACCGGAAGGGAGGACACGUUCACUCGUCGAUGCACCGACCCAGCUCGAUGAACGUCAGCCUGCAGCAGCCGGUCUCCGGUGGACAGCACGCGGUCGCGUUCAACGCCGAGGUCUUCCCGAACCUGGCGCCCGACGCGCCGCCCGAGGAGGAGCUGACCGUCAGAGAGACGCGGUACUGGGGCGUGUUGAAGAGCGGGCACACGCGUUUCAUGGCGCCGCUGGCCGAGAGGCGAGACGUCCUCUCCGCCGCGGACUACCUGAUACUCUUCCAAAACCUGGACGAACUGCUCAAGAUCUCCGAGGAGAUACGCGACGAGGGCGGCGGGGUGGACAGUUACCUGUGCAGGGUCCCGCGAAUCACCGCCGCCUACAGGAGAUACCUGAGCGGCCUGCAACGGGCCUGCUGCCUUCUGGUCGCCCUCAGGAGGAACACGGCGUUCGCGAAACUCGUCUGCGAGCCCGCCGUUCCGCAGAAAAGGCGACCCGACCUGACGGGCGUACUGCUUCUGCCGCUGGAGCACUAUAGAGAGAUGACGAGACUGUUGGGACUGGCCUCGCCGAGGAACUGCCAGCAAGCGCGAGACCUCGCUCAGGGGUACAGGGAGGCGACGGCGAACGCCGGGGUCAUGGAACCGCCCCGCGACACUGGCAGACCUUUGCUCAGCUUGCAGGAAGUCGAGUCCCGACUGGUCUUCGCGAGAUGCAGACCAUUCACCUUGGCGAUGCCCGGAAGACAAUGGCUGUUCGGGGGUGCGCUCGCGAAGGUCGAAGGCCGCGCCCGCCUGCAGCCCUCUUGGGCCCUGCUGCUGACCGACCUCCUGGUGUUCGCUCGCGUCUCCAGGGACCGCGUUCUGUUCGUGACCGAGGAGCCCCUGCGGCUGUCGAACGUCGCCGAGGCCUGCUUCACGGUCCGCAAGAGGCCGACCGAGUUCCGGCUGCAGGUCGCCAUCAACCCGAACGGGAACAACGAGAACGGCCACGUGGAAGUGAGCAACAGCGGUGGCUGCAGCCCCCACAGUCGGCCGCGGAGGCGGGUGCUGGUUCUACGCGCUCCCACCCCGGAGCUGAAAGCCGUCUGGCACAACCUCCUUCAGCGGCAAAUAAUCUAUGUGAAUACAGGAUACGGGGGGACGCCGAGCCAGGACAGUCCGGAAGAGAGUCCGAUCACUGGUAGCAAUUUCGCCACCAUUAGGGAGUCCACGGAAAGCUCGCAGACCAUCAGGGAAACGCCGAAGCCCGACGAGGAGAAGGAGUCCCGUUCCGCGGAGAGUAUCGAGACGAUCAUCAAGAACUCGCGGGAAGACAAUCACCUGGCGCAAUGGGUGCGCAACUCGCACCAGAUCCCGCCGCCGGAUCACGAGGAGGCUCCGAUCGAGGAAUGGACGGCGGAGGAGCUGGCGGCGAGGGCUCCGAAGGAGAGCAUCGGCGAAUCGGACGGAGGUCAGAACACUCCGGCCGAGGAGGUCGUCACGGAGGUCGGGAACUCGGACGUGGAGCAGCAGAGCACCGCGUCGAGCGCGAGUCUCAGCACCGUCAAGUCCAACAGCGUGUCGACGAAGAAGAACGGCAGCCUGGGCUCGUCCAAAGAGAACUCGACGAGCUCCAUCAACAUCUGUCGAAGGUGUCACAGAUCGGGCUGCCCGACGCCGCCUUUGACGAGGGACCCGUUCUCGCCGCUGCCGCCGAAGAUCUCGGUGGUGCCGCCGACGCCUGACCUCUGCACCAAGCACAGGCUGAGGAACGGGUUGUACGACAGUCCCGGUCGGAACAGUCCCAGCUACACUCCAGCCGACGGCAACACGGAGGAUGGGAGCGAGGACGACCUCGACUGCGACGGUGAACCGCCUUACAGAGCGCUGAGAAGGUUCGGCACGAUGAGCAGUCUGGAUCAGGACGACGAGCUCGAGGAGCAGGGGGACGAGGAGAACCGCGAUACCGAGUCUCCGCCGACGGGUCUGAGAGCCUGGACAGCCAGAGCGAGCAGCUACGUGGUCAGUAAAAUGGUUUUGCUCGAGCAGCUGAGCGAAGGUGUCGGUGGAUAUCUUCUUCAGCCGCCGGUGCCACCGGAGAGAACGGAAUACUCGUUGGACCCGAAUGACGAGGAGGGAACGACAUCCGGAGCUACCUCCGGUGAUGAUAUCUGGGGAACGCCGACCUCCGGUGGUCCCGACGACGAGAGCUUCCCCGCGAGUUCGCCGCCGCCGAACGGCGCGGGCAACGCGGCCGGUUCCGGCGAGGACAACUACGGUUUGAACCUGUCCACGGAGGACGACGCCGACCAGGAGUCCGAGAACGAGGACUGCAGCCUGCCCGAGCUGAACAUGGACCAGCUGCUCGGCAGCGGUAGCCUCAGCUCGCUCAGGUGUUUCCUGGGCAGGAGGAGGCUGGAGCCGCUCCCGGAGGAGGAGGACUCGCCCGGCAGCGGGAAGGAUCAAGUGGGAUGGUGGUGACAGAGGUUUCAAACGACGACGUCG
Messenger RNA from Nomia melanderi (Alkali bee), 5032 nucleotides. RefSeq names its product Protostome-specific GEF (gene PsGEF). The record is from RefSeq and is a predicted model, not a curated record. Gene Ontology annotation, cellular component: nucleus; plasma membrane. Gene Ontology annotation, molecular function: protein binding. Lineage: Eukaryota; Metazoa; Arthropoda; Insecta; Hymenoptera; Halictidae.